Messenger RNA from Aspergillus udagawae, 1017 nucleotides. Its product is annotated as zinc-dependent alcohol dehydrogenase family protein. The coding region runs from base 1 to 1017 and encodes 338 amino acids. Lineage: Eukaryota; Fungi; Ascomycota; Eurotiomycetes; Eurotiales; Aspergillaceae. The record is from RefSeq and is a predicted model, not a curated record. The transcript has a single exon. Gene Ontology annotation, molecular function: oxidoreductase activity.
AUGAAAGCUGUCAGACUCACCACUGUCGGCGAGGAGACGCGCCUGGAGAUGCGUGACGAACCCCUACCGAAUCCAGGUCGCCAUGAGGUGUUGGUUCGGGUACAUGCUGCUUCGCUGAACUUUCGCGAUCACGCAGUGCUAAACCAUCCAUACGGCGCGGCUAUGAAGAAAGAUGUCAUUCCUUUGUCAGAUGGCGCCGGUGAAGUCAUCAGCACUGGGGACGGUGUUUCACGGAUCAAAGUUGGCGAUCGAGUCGUCGCCAACUGCUUCUUGCACUGGAUCGGCGGCCCGUUUCUUCCGGAAUACAACGCGGGCAGCGUCGGAUUCAGCGUAGACGGUAUGCUGGCCGAAUAUGUGGUGCUGCCCGAAACCGCACUCGUCCAUCUGCCCGCCUCCAUGUCCUACAUUGAGGCUGCCUCGCUGCCUUGCGCGGCCGGUGCCGCCUGGUCGUCGCUCAACCUUGCUACACCCCUCCAGCCGGGCCAGACGGUGCUGGUUCAGGGCACCGGUGGCGUUGCACUGUUUGCGCUUCAGAUUGCGCAAAUGUUCGGAGCUCGGGUCUUGGCAAUCACGUCGUCCGACGAGAAGGCCGCAAAGCUCAAGGAGUUAGGCGCGGAGUCUGUCGUGAACUACAAUACUUGCCCUGACUGGGAUCGCGAGAUCCUCGCUCUUACCGACGGCCAGGGUGUCGACAAGGUGAUAGAUAUCGCGGGGGAAAAGACUAUUGUCAAGUCUGCAGCAUCGGCCAGAAUCCGUGGCGAGAUAGCCUUGGUCGGAUCAGCAAGCGGCUUUGGCGGCGGCCUGUCGCCGGUCGACAUCCUUUACCGGUCUCUCAUCAUCGGCUCCUCCACCAUUGGCCCCCGGACGAAUCUCGAGACCCUGCUCAAGGCGAUGACGAUGCAUGGAGUACGACCGGUGAUCGAUCGGGUCUAUCCCUUUGCUGAGUAUCGGGAGGCGUACCAGCGGAUUCAGAGUGGAGGACACAUCGGCAAGGUUGUCAUCGACGUUGCGCACUAG